Messenger RNA from Drosophila takahashii, 717 nucleotides. It is a transcript of the gene CtIP, whose product is annotated as CTBP-interacting protein. Lineage: Eukaryota; Metazoa; Arthropoda; Insecta; Diptera; Drosophilidae. The record is from RefSeq and is a predicted model, not a curated record.
AUGGACUUGGACGACUUGGAGUGCUCAGAGCUUCCCGUAAUGCCGCCACCGGUCACACCUCCAGGUCUGCGAAUCAACAGCACCUCGGAUAGCGUUGUUCUGUUGACGCCCGGCACACAGGAUAUAAUCUUCGUGAACGACACUCCCGAAGAAGUCAGCAAACUGGGCACCAUGGAUGUUCUGGCUGAAAUUAUGAAGGACGACGACGACGCCUGCUCGAAUGCUUUGCGACAGUUCGAGAAGAAAAUGAUUGACCAGCAGAAGCACAUUCAACCGAAAACCCCAAAAGUGGAGAAUGCUAUUCCAAUCAAGAGAGUUGUGAAAGAGGAACCCAUAUCCCAACCAGAAACUGAUGUGGGCAAUGAGUCAACAAAGCUAUCUCAGGAUAUGGAAAAGUAUCUAAUGGAAGAGGAGGAUAGCAAGUGUUCGGAGGAAGAGUUUCCGAGACCGCUUUUGAUCAAAAAGGAACCCGAGUUGACGGUCAAAGAACGUUUCAACAUCGAAUGUGUAGAGUGCGAAAAGUUCAUCAAUUUCAUGGGUUCAAACCUAACCGACGAGAAGAUCAAAGACUACUUAUCCAAGUGCAAGCACGAGGAUGCGCGAAGCUCGACGCCACCGGGAUUCUGGAAUCCCCUGAUGGUUUCCUUUGCCGAAGGUGAUCCACGCAACGAGGUUUUGAUAGACACUCGAUUCAGGGACCAGCGAUUGAACAAAUGA